Molecule: messenger RNA, 1380 nt
Organism: Cyprinus carpio (common carp)
Lineage: Eukaryota; Metazoa; Chordata; Actinopteri; Cypriniformes; Cyprinidae
Gene: ube2ka
Product: ubiquitin-conjugating enzyme E2 K-like
Exons: 7
Coding region: 80-691 (203 amino acids)
Biological process (GO): proteasome-mediated ubiquitin-dependent protein catabolic process; protein polyubiquitination
Cellular component (GO): nucleus
Molecular function (GO): ubiquitin conjugating enzyme activity; protein binding
Source: RefSeq, a predicted model, not a curated record
UGUGUGUGUGUGUGUGUGUGUGUGUGUGUGUGUGUGUGUGUGUGUGUGUGUGUGUGUGUGUGUGUGUGUGUGUGUGUGUAUGAGCAGCAUGGCUAACAUCGCGGUCCAGCGGAUCAAACGGGAGUUUAAAGAGGUCCUGAAAAGCGAAGAGACGAGUAAAAACCAAAUCAAGGUGGAUUUAGUGGAUGAGAAUUUCACAGAACUGAAGGGAGAGAUCGCAGGACCGCCAGACACGCCUUAUGAAGGUGGCAGAUAUCAACUAGAAAUUAAAAUUCCAGAGACAUAUCCAUUUAAUCCACCAAAGGUUCGGUUUAUAACGAAGAUCUGGCAUCCCAACAUCAGUUCAGUAACAGGCGCCAUUUGUUUGGACAUCCUGAAGGACCAGUGGGCAGCGGCGAUGACGCUCCGAACAGUCUUACUGUCACUACAGGCUCUUCUGGCCGCCGCUGAACCAGAUGACCCACAGGACGCAGUAGUUGCCAAUCAGUAUAAACAGAACCCAGAGAUGUUCAAACAGACGGCUCGACUCUGGUCACAUGUUUACGCAGGAGCUCCCGUCUCCAGCCCAGACUACACUCGCGAAAUAGUAGAAAUAUUCGUGAUGGGUUUUGAUUUGAACGCAGUAAUAGUGGCAUUGUCGUCGAAAUCCUGGGACGUGGAGACGGCGACAGAACUGUUGCUUAGCAACUGAGUCCAACCUGAGGGGCCAAAGCACCUUAUCUGACACAAUCCCAACCCUAAAUCUCCUCAAACCACACUACCUUCAUCUUUCUGUCUUGCUCUCUUUCUUUACCCAUCUUCUGCCAUUCCUCCGUUUGGAUUAGUUCAUCCCAUACUGAGAAUGCCGUCAUCUUUAUGUUGUUCUUAACUUAUCUGACUUCAUUUCUUCUGCAGAAGUUUAGCUGAAUGGUCAUGCUGCUCUUUCUUUGUACAAAGGAACUAGCUGGUGAUUUGGCAGUAAAAAACCUCCGCCCGCUUUCCUUGUAUAAUGCAGAAUGUUGUGGAAGCUUGUUUCCGCCAUGUAAUAAAAACAAACAAAAAAAUAAUAAUAAUAAUAAAUUCGGACUUUGUUUCUUGCAGUUCUGUAAACAAAAGUCAAAAUUUAUUUUCUCUUGCAAUUUAUAUCUCACAAUUCUGAGUUUUUCUCAGAAUUUAUGUCUCGUAAUUCUGAGUUUCUAUCUCAUAAGUCGGAGUUUAUGUCUUAAAAUUCUGAAUCAGUGUCCCAGAAUUCCUAGUUUAUAUCUUACAAUUCUGACUUUUUUCCUCUGAAUUUUGAGUUUAUGUCUCAUAAUUAUGAGUUUGUCUCAUAAUUCUGAGUUUGUCUCAAAAUGCUGUUCGUCUCAUAAUUCUGAAUUUGUGUCCCAGAAUUCCUAGUUUAUA